AUGUCCUUUUUGGUCCAAGCUGUCGGCUAUUUCAACACCGACGCGAAAGCGCCCGAAAACGGUAAACACGACGAUUUCCACGAUGACGGUCCCCUUCCACCAAAACGAUCGAAAAAGGAGGAGCUCGUGAAAAGAAGUCAAUGCAUUGGAAGCAAAUGCCAAAUCUUCUACAAAGAUGAUCCAUUGAUGGUCUCGCGAGCCUCAAUGCAAUAUGUUUAUGACGAGUUCGGACAUCGAUACCUCGAUUGUAUCAGCAAUGUUCAACACGUUGGCCACUGUCAUCCAACGGUGGUUGAAUCAAUCUCGAAACAACUCGCCACCUCCACGUGCAACGUUCGCUUUGUGAGUUCUCAAUUGACCGAUUGUGCCGAACAAAUCUUGGCCACUUUACCCGGCUUGGACACCGUGCUUUUCUGCAACUCUGGCUCUGAAGCUAACGAUUUGGCACUUCGUCUUGCGCGAGAUUUCUCGAAACAUACGGAUGCUAUUGUUGUUGACCAUGCCUAUCACGGUCAUGUUACAACAACGAUGGAGAUGUCUCCAUACAAAUUUGAUCACGGAUCAUCAGUGAAACAACCGGAAUGGUGUCAUGUGACCCCUUGUCCUGAUGUUUAUCGUGGAAAGAUUCGUCUCUCCGAUGCCGAUUUGCACGAUAAAGAGAAAUUGAAAGAAGCUGGAGUGAAAUACGCUGAAUACGUGAAAGAGAUCAUUGAUGAGGCAGUGACCAAAAAGCGCUCAGUUGCCGCCUUCUUUUCUGAAGCUCUUCAAUCGUGUGGAGGACAAGUCAUUCCACCAGAAACCUAUUUCCCGACUGUUGCCAAGCACAUUCACGGUCAUGGUGGAGUGGUGGUGAUUGAUGAGGUUCAAACGGGUUUCGGCCGAGUCGGAAGCACUUUUUGGGCUCACCAAGUUAACGGAGAAGGCUUUGUUCCGGACAUUGUGACAAUGGGUAAACCAAUGGGUAACGGUUUCCCGGUGUCGGCCGUUGUGACGAGAAAAGAAAUCGCCGACACUUUGGGUGGAUCUGUUGGAUAUUUCAAUACAUACGGAGGUAAUCCAGUGGCUUGUGCGGCAGUGCUCGGAGUGCUCAAAGUGAUCAAAGAGGAGAAUCUAUUGCAGCAUAGCGAAGAUAUGGGCGCUGAAUUCAAAAAUGCUCUGACGGCGUUGAAGGAGAAACACGAGUGUAUCGGCGAUGUUAGAGGUUUGGGUCAAUUCUGGGGAGUUGACUUGGUGAAAUCGAGAGAAACCCGAGAACCGGACACCAAAUUGGCGUUGGCGUUGAUUUUGAAGUUGAGACAGGAAAGAGAUAUCCUUUUGAAUGCGGAUGGACCCCACGAGAAUAUUCUCAAAUUCAAGCCACCACUCUGCUUCAACAAAGAGAAUUUGCAUGAGGCAGUGUCAGCUCUGGAUGUGGCCCUCACUCAAAUGGGACAC
This is a messenger RNA of Mesorhabditis belari, 1434 nucleotides long. The record is from the annotation of a GenBank genome assembly. Lineage: Eukaryota; Metazoa; Nematoda; Chromadorea; Rhabditida; Rhabditidae.